Molecule: messenger RNA, 2718 nt
Organism: Sclerotinia borealis F-4128
Lineage: Eukaryota; Fungi; Ascomycota; Leotiomycetes; Helotiales; Sclerotiniaceae
Source: the annotation of a GenBank genome assembly
AUGGCUGCCAUGGCCUCGAAUGAAAUGCCCGCAGGUGGUCAACCUAGCCAGUACUCAGCACCGGCACCGCAAAUGAGUAGUCAAGCUCCCGCUGGAUCAAAUGCAGCGCCUAGUUCGCAGCUUCCUGGACAUGCUUCAUUUAGAAGACAUGCCAUGCCAGAAAGAAUAUAUAUUAAUGGGUCGAUAGAAUGCAAAAUUCCAACACCGAAGCGCAAGAAAACAAAUGGCAAGGGCAAAGAUUCUGAUAGGUACAAUCUACCUCGGGCCUCUUUAGGGCUUGCAGCUGACGAGGGUAGCGACCGAGGAGAAACAGUCGAUGAACGGUCACCUCAGAAUGAUUCCCCGAGCACCCAGACCGCGAGGAGCACAACCGCCUUUAACUCUUCAGAUGGGACACCUUCGACUUCCCUUACUGAAGCUCAGGUCCGCCAACGGGAGAAUGACGAGAAUACCUACGCUCAAUUUAUGAAGCCUAAAUUCACCAGAGCGCCCAUCAAGGAGGCAGGACGAGUGGCAUAUCUAGGAGAAUCCUCAAAUUUGACAUUACUCGUACACGAUCGGCAUGGCAAUGCGGAUGUCGUGCAUUACCCUUUACCGGAGAAUAUCAGAGGAUCUAGAGCGAGAUUGACGGAACUGGAUAAUGUGGAAAUCGAUAUCCUACAUCAACGGGGAGCAUUUUUACUCCCCCCUCGGUCUCUUUGUGAUGAACUGGUUGAUGCGUAUUUCAAAUGGGUUGCUCCAAUUGUGCCAGUAAUCAACCGAAACAGAUUUAUGAGACAAUAUCGCGAUGCGAAAAAUCCACCUUCACUCCUGUUACUGCAAGCUAUUCUCCUGGCUGGAUCCAGGGUCUGUACAAAUCCCCAAUUGAUGGAUGCCAAUGGAUCAACAACUCCCGCUGCCCUGACAUUUUACAAACGUGCUAAAGCCCUCUACGACGCAAACUAUGAAGAUGACAGAGUUACAAUUGUACAAGCUUUGGUUUUGAUGGGAUGGUACUGGGAGGGACCAGAAGAUGUGACGAAGAACGUGUUUUACUGGAGCAGGGUUGCUACCAUUGUAGCACAAGGCUCCGGCAUGCAUAGAAGUGUUGAAGGUUCCGCACUUAGCAAAGCCGACAAGAGACUUUGGAAGAGGAUUUGGUGGACAUUGUUUACCCGUGACCGAUCUGUUGCCGUUGCUCUUGGCCGUCCUGUGCAUAUCAAUACGGAUGAUUCUGAUGUGGAGAUGGUUAGUGAGGAUGAUUUCGUUGAGGAUGAGAACGAUCAACCCGCCGAAUUCCCUCAAGAACCUAUGCAUAUACAAUUUUUCCUACAAUACGUUAAACUUUGCGAAAUCAUGGGAUUGGUUCUUUCACAGCAAUACAGUGUAGCUUCAAAAGCUCGACGGCAAAACGCGAUCGAUCUUACCCAUAGUGACAUGGCACUGGCAGAUUGGCUUCAGAACUGUCCUAAAGAGGUAUAUUGGGAAAUGCCUCGACAUCAUUUCUGGUCAGCUCUGCUACAUUCAAAUUACUACACAACACUCUGUUUGUUACACAGAGCACAUAUGCCACCCGCGACUACACAGAGAGGUGGUUAUGAGGAUAAUGUGUAUCCAUCUCGGAAUAUUGCCUUCCAAGCAGCAGCCAUGAUUACCUCUAUCAUCGAGAACCUAUCAGCACAUGAUGAGCUACGAUACUGUCCAGCAUUCAUCGUUUAUAGUUUAUUCUCUGCCUUGAUCAUGCAUGUCUAUCAAAUGCGAUCUUCGAUACCUUCCAUCGUUGCAGCUACUCAAGAGCGAAUGCGUGUUUGUAUGAAUGGUCUAAAAGAUGUAUCGAGAGUUUGGCUCGUCGCGAAGAUGGUAUAUACACUUUUUGAAUCCAUUUUGGGAAACAAGGUUCUUGAGGAGCGUCUUCAAAAGGCUGCUGGAAAGCGACAUAAACGGAUGGUGCAGAGCAUUAGUGAGGGUCUCAAUCAAGCCAAAAAUGAGCCCCAAAAGAGAAAAUAUGAUGAUAUGAUGCUGGACUUCGGUGUGAGCAGUGGACCGGCGCCACAGGAAUCGUAUGAACGGUCCAGACCACAGACACCCAGUCAAGGUUACAACUCAUCCUCAAUGCCUGCACCGCCUAUCACUUCGCCACAGCACAGACAGAAUCGAGACACAUUCAUGGGAGGUUCUAACUCUCGCCCUCACACACGUCCCCCCACGCCUUUCAACCCCUCAUAUUCCGUCCCAGCCACCCCUCCGGAUCUCUAUCUUGUUACUAGAAACUCCCCAAACAUAUCGCAAUCUCUCUGGGAGAACUUUCAGCCAGAUCAACUGUUCCCUGAAGGCGGUCCUAGUUUGAAUAACAUUCAGUUUUCUCCACCAAAUCAUCCCAAUCUUGACCCAAAUCUCAUGCCGCACCUAGGUGGGCCUCAACAUCCAAUCCAUAAUCAGAAUCAAUCAAAUCAGUUGCCUCAACGCAUGCAACGAGGCCAACCCGGAAUGAGUGGUAGCCCCAUUCAAGGAGUUGGAAUGCUUCCAACAGGAGUUCCUAAUUAUGGCAUGGGCCAAGGUAUCUGGCAGCAAGGCUAUGAACAGCCAAUGCAUGAAGCUCAAGGUCAAAGUCCUAGUGAUACUUGGAGUAACAGUUCUGCACAAGCUGUUCCUACAACUUUGAACGUUGAAGAUUGGUUUCAAUUUUUUGGGAUCAAUGGGGAUUUAACUGGUAUGAAUGGCGAUGUACCACUCGCUUGA